Gigantopelta aegis is the source of this 1667-nucleotide messenger RNA. Its product is annotated as HCLS1-binding protein 3-like. The coding region runs from base 120 to 1394 and encodes 424 amino acids. The record is from RefSeq and is a predicted model, not a curated record. The transcript has 7 exons. NCBI's taxonomy places the organism in Eukaryota, Metazoa, Mollusca, Gastropoda, Neomphalida, Peltospiridae. Gene Ontology annotation, molecular function: phosphatidylinositol binding.
UGCCGUACAUUGAAGGAGGAAAUAUUUGUGAAGUCAGAUUAACAAUGGCGGCGCCCGUGGAGUGGGCGUGAACGUAUUUCAUUGUCGAUUUGAAUUGUUACCUGUUAUAAUUUGUCAGCAUGCCAUUAGCUACAGUCACAGUGAGAGAGUUGAAGAAUAAAGACACUGCUAUUGAUCUGAGUGUUCCGACCUACAAAGAAAGUCGAGGUCUCCUCGGAUCGACCGUCGAAUACCAUGUGGUGGUUGUGUCGUCUUUGCCAUUCUUCAAGUCGCCCAAACACAAAGAGUCCGAUGUGGUUCAGUUUAUGAUUUCCAAGAAGUUUGCUGACUUUGAGGAGCUCCACACGAGAUUGAAUGAGAAGUACUCGGGGACAGCCUUUCCACCGCUCCCUAGAAGUGUUCUGCGAGUGAACGACGUGAUUGCUCGCGAAAGAAGAACCGAACUGGACCACUUUCUGAAGAUGGUUGCCGUCAUACCAAAGAUUAGCUCGAGCAGUAUUAUUAUUGAGUUCUUAGGUGUGAAUCCACUCAAAGCUGGGAAAUACCGACGUGAUGGAUCUACAAUCGACGAGAAAAAGGAAGACAAAAACGUUGACGAGGAAACCCAAGAUGGUGAAACUGAGAACACGGAAGGACAAACGGAAAGCUCCGACCUGAAUCUAUUCGACGAUGAAGCCACCGAGGAGGACAACACAGCUGGACUCUUUCUCAUAGAGGGAGAUAACCAGACAGCAGAUUUGUUCACUGGAGACACAACCAGCUCUAAACACUCGGAAGCAGUCCUGUUUGAAGAUCAAGACUAUGGAGCAGGGAUAACCGAGGAGGAUGAGAAAAACCUCUUCCUGCCAGACUCGAUUAUCACGAAAAAAGUCCUCGUGCAGACCACAGGAAGUGAAGACACGUCCGAUCUUUUCGAGUUAGAUGAUAACCUAGACGACCUUAUGAAGAUCACGAUAAGUAAAGCCAAGGACCAAGAGUCUUCCACAGAUGUUUCAACCAAUGAGGACAACUCUUUCACAAAUCCUCCAGCCAAUGAAGAAUCAGCUUCCAAUAAUCUUCCAGCCAAUCAGAACAGUCCUUCCACAAAUAUUUCAUCCAGUCACGACACAGUUUCCAAACCAACCAAGCCUCAGCUUCCGCAGAAGCCGAAACCAGCACCACGGUCAAGGCCACCUGUGGUUACAGAGACAUCUGGUGUGGAGAAACCAAAGCCGGCCGUUCGACAGAAGCCUCCAGUUAACAAAAAGCCACUGGUUGCUAAGAAACCAGAAUUGAUGGAGAAUGUUGAAGUUAAAGGAGCAGAUUCUGUUGAUAGUUUGAACACGGACGACAUUCUUAAAUACAUUCAGACUAACACAGAAAAUACGGAGACUGAUUUAGACUUGUUUUCAUAGCUUAGAAGAUGCUUAACCCCUUAAGUGACUAAAUCCAGCGUGGGUGACAUAAAGGAUCACAUUAUGUUGAUAGUUUGAUCACGGAUGAAUUUUUUAUAAAUACAUUCAAUCUUAACACGGAGAAUAAAAAGUCUGAUUUAGACUUGUUUUCACAGCCAAGAAUGACAAUUAACCCAUUAUCAGAUAAGUUCAACUUGGAUGAUAAAUAUUUAGUCUAGUAUAAAAAAUAAAAUGUCAGAUUUAGACUAAAGUACUAAUAAAAAUUAUACCCAG